This is a messenger RNA of Scleropages formosus (Asian bonytongue), 1752 nucleotides long. RefSeq names its product RNA polymerase I subunit E (gene polr1e). The record is from RefSeq and is a predicted model, not a curated record. The transcript has 12 exons. Gene Ontology annotation, biological process: DNA-templated transcription. NCBI's taxonomy places the organism in Eukaryota, Metazoa, Chordata, Actinopteri, Osteoglossiformes, Osteoglossidae. The coding region runs from base 134 to 1384 and encodes 416 amino acids. Gene Ontology annotation, molecular function: DNA binding.
UGAUCUGAGAUCAGUGUGUUCUGUAGCAUCAGCUCGGUUCGUGAGAACGGUCCAUUAUAAGCUCCUGGGGUGCGCGGUACAGCAAGUCGAGACAGUCGGGAAACGUGGUGAAAGUGGGAGGGGGGUCGCAGCCAUGGCGAAGAGGUGUGUGUGGAGGAGCUGCAAGGAGGAGAAGGAGGGCGAUAACCUCAUAGUGGUCCAGUUCUCCAACGGGAACCUGAGUAACACAGAUGCUGUGAGCUUCUCCAUGUAUAGCAGCAAAGACUCGGAGAACCCCCGGAAGAAGAGCCGACUCAUCGUUGCAGCUGAGACGGACAGGCUGUCUUACGUUGGCAAUAACUUUGGAACAGGAUCUUUGAGAUGCAACACCCUUUGCAACUAUUAUGUUGGGGUCCUUAACAAGGCCACCAAAAACAUGGAGGUGCACAGCGCUCAGCUCUUCAACAUGCAGCCUGUAAUUCCAGGUGAAUCAACACGAGAAGAUGAACCUCAGAAGAAUGCGUCUCAGUCAUACAGGGACAAGGUGGACUCUCUGAUCGAGGCCUUUGGCACCAACAAGCAGAAACGUGCCCUCACGUCCAGGCGACUGAACAUGGUGGGAAGCGAGGCCCUGCAGCAUGCUGUGGCCAAGGCAGCCAACCGUGUCAUUGAGCAGAAGGGCUUGGAAGCCCUGGAGCAGGACGUGGCUCAGACGGAAUCGCUGAAUGAUGCCUCGCAGCACCUGCCACCUUGCCAUCCUGAUGCAGACCGACCAGAGGAUGUUUAUCCUUUUGAUGACCUCAUCUCCCCGGUGGAGUACAAGGCUCUGGAGGUGCCUGCACAGAAGCUGACCGAGUUGUCCCCUGAUGAUCUGCAGAAGAUGGAGCAGGAUGGCAGCCCCAGGUCAGUUCUCGUACAACUCCAGACCCUCCCCACUGAAGGAGAGAGGCGCCACAGACAAGCCCGCUGUGCCUGGUACCUGUUUCAGCUCAUCAAACUGUCUCAGCAGAAGAGUAACUUCAAUCGCAAAUUUAGCUUGGAGGAGGGCUGUCCCCGUGUUAUUGCCAACAAGCUGAUGAAGACCUUCACUGCUGAGGUGUUCAGUAGAGGCAGGAUCCAGCAUGUGGUGCCAGCCUCAAUGCGGGUGAAGCUUGCUGCAUACUGCCUGGCCUUGCUGCUUCAUAUGGGGGACCAGAUGGCUGACCUCACAUUGCUGCAUCGUGACUUGGGCAUGAAGGAGGCCAAGAUAGUUGAGGUGGCCAAGGCCAUGGGGCUGAAGCUCAGCAAGCAGCUAACCACAGCAGGAGGCAGCCUGCUAGAGGAACACCGAAUGGCCACCCUAGUGCUACCGCUGGUUCGACACGAGAAGCCCACAAUGCUCCGUAAGCGUAAAAAAAUGCGUUAGGAGGACUGGUGGUGUAAAUGGACUUUUGAGCCCUGGAGAUGAGGACUAGGACUCCACAGGCACAUCAUCUUGCACACACUCACAUUAUUGUUCUGGUUUUACACUGCAACCGCGAGUCAUUUUCUGUAUUUACCACCCAUUUUCAUGGAUUUGUGUCUUGAGUGGAGAUUAAGGAUCCAAAUGUCCCUGUUAAUACAAUCAGUGUAUUAGCAGUUCUGACAUUUACUAAGUGCAGCAUUUGCAUUGUAUGUAAUGGCUGUGAAUGUAAAUGUUUUUUUUUUUUUUUUUUUGUUUUUCAUUAUGAAACUUUAUCGGUUCUCCACAUAACCUGCGAUCUCUAAAAGAAACAUGCUUUUAUUCUGCUUCAA